Messenger RNA from Candoia aspera, 774 nucleotides. RefSeq lists its product as uncharacterized. The transcript is spliced from 3 exons. The record is from RefSeq and is a predicted model, not a curated record. Lineage: Eukaryota; Metazoa; Chordata; Lepidosauria; Squamata; Candoiidae. The coding region runs from base 1 to 723 and encodes 240 amino acids.
AUGGAGAAGAGGGGAGGAGAGAAGGCACAGGAGAAGCGGGGAAAGCAAAGCUCCAGCGCGCCGCUUUUCCUUCCUUCCUCCGCUCCGGCCCCGGGAAGCGAGAGCCGGCGCAUCCCAGGCGACGCCACUCACCGGUCCGUCCGGGGCGCGCGGGCCGCCCUCUUUCCGCAGCAGCCCAAGUUCAGCACUUUCUUCGCAUCCCGCAAGGCGCCAGGCCGGCGGCGGCGCGGCUGCGGCCACGAUGCUCCGGCGGCUCAAGGGGCGGCCGUCUCGCCCCGCUUUGCAGCCGCCGCGGGGGGAUCGCGCGGCGGGGAAGAGGAGGGCCCCGGGCUCGCCCGCGGGGAGCCAAGCGGGACGGGAGCGCGGGCGGAGCGGGCAGGCCGCCCUCCGUCCAGUCUGGAGGAAAAGAGAAACGCUGGCUGCCUUUGGACAGGAAAUGCAAGAAACCCGCAUCAUUUGGCCUGGCUACGGCAUUUCUGCCCCAAAGAUCUUGGCUUAUUUCUUCUAAGUCAUCAUGCUCAAAUAGUUCAGGGUGGAGAAGGUAUAUCUGAAGAUAUAUCUGGAGCCACACCAAAUAUUUUUAAAAUUGCAAGUGUAUAUGCAUACAUAGAAACACAUAGUACAGGUAAUCAUCACUUACUGACUGCAGUUGGAACUGGCAACUACAUCACUAAGCAAUGCUGUCAUAAAGUGAAAAAUUAUGUGACUGUGCCCAACUUAUGAAGGCAGUUCAUCAGUUCUGGCAGCUGCCGUUGAGCGAAUCACCACAAGUCC